AAUUAUUUAGGGCAGCAGUUGGGCCGAGUUUCGGCGUGGGCCAAACUCACGAUGGGCUUUUGAGACGGAAGCUGAAUAUGGUUUGCUUCAUCUGAGAGACGGAAAACAAUCGCCGGCUAUGUAAGAAGCGACUGGGCGGCAUGGAUGCGUAUUCAUGGUUGAAACGCAGUCUUUCGAGACCCAAAAAGACCUCCUCUCUACCCUCCUCCGACGCCCAUCUUCAACAGAAAAGCAAAGAAUCGCAAGACGGGGAUGAAGAACAACAACUAUAUGGAGUCACUGAGCAAUUGAUUGAUUUCAUCAAGUCAUUCACUCUCGACACCUUCAAGAACUUCCCUCUUCAAGAUGAAAAGGCAGUUGAUAGUGGUGGUGGUGAUGGAGCUCCAACAACCUCCAGUAACUUACGGAAGGAUUUGUCUGAUUGGCAAGAACGACAUGCCACCCUUGUCCUCUCCAAAGUCAAGGAACUGUCAAAUCUUAGAUUUAGGUUAUGCCCGCGCUACUUGAAGGAGCAGGAGUUCUGGAGAAUAUAUUUUACACUUGUCAAGAGCUAUGUGGCUAAAUAUGAGCUGCACGCCAUACGGCUAGCACAACUUAAACAGUUGAGGGUGGAGAACGAGAAUAGUGCGGACACAAAUGCAUGUGAAGUUGAAAUGUCAGAGGCAAAACAAGUGGCAAGUGAAGUGCCUGUAACUUCCUUGGAACCCUACUAGGAUUUCACUUUUAUAUGAGAAUGGAAGCAGAGAUGUUUGAGAGUAAGAGGAGGAGAUAUAAGAGCAGGGUGAACAAUUGGAUUUGUCACUUAGUGAAGUCCAAGUUGGCUACAUUGGCACGAAAGAACCGGAAACUCUUCUGGGAUGACUUGGCAUAUUGAUGUAUUUAAAUCUCCAAUCCCUGUGAGUCACCUAAAUUACAAUUGGUUGACUUCAAUCUUCUUUAUUCUGUUGAGCAUUGGGCUCCCAUAAGUUAUAACAACAGAAACAGAUUUAUAAUAAUACUGAUAGUUUUGUCCUUCGACUGCUUUUAAUUUCGG
Messenger RNA from Ilex paraguariensis (yerba mate), 1033 nucleotides. NCBI's taxonomy places the organism in Eukaryota, Viridiplantae, Streptophyta, Magnoliopsida, Aquifoliales, Aquifoliaceae. The record is from the annotation of a GenBank genome assembly.